Megachile rotundata (alfalfa leafcutting bee) is the source of this 5332-nucleotide messenger RNA. RefSeq names its product protein patched (gene ptc). The record is from RefSeq and is a predicted model, not a curated record. Gene Ontology annotation, biological process: negative regulation of smoothened signaling pathway. Lineage: Eukaryota; Metazoa; Arthropoda; Insecta; Hymenoptera; Megachilidae. Gene Ontology annotation, molecular function: hedgehog family protein binding; smoothened binding; hedgehog receptor activity. Gene Ontology annotation, cellular component: plasma membrane.
GUGGCCUACGUGCCACGCCAGUAAUCGUGCGCUAGCAGAAGAGACACGGCCACGGUUGAACCUCGUCGGAUUUCUUUCCGUUCGUAUGACAUAAGAGAAGAGGCACGUGCACGUAACGUGGUUGUUUCCCGCGAAAAACGGCGAGUACACUUCACGAAUUCCCGGUUAGUCGCGUGAUAUUUCAAAACAAGCGAACUCGCGUGUGCGCCCUCGUGCUUGUCGGCGGUACUGUGAAUCGCGCUAGAGGGAGAUAACCAGAAGAGAGAGGGAACACGAGGAUACCGUAUCCAGUGGGAAAAGAGAAACGGAGGGAUACGGUGAAAGAGAGACAGAAAGUGAAGACGAAUCGACGAAGAGAGGGAGCCGUCACGUAUUUACUCUUGCACGGUGGUACGGAGCUAACCUAAAAACCGAUUGCUCGCUCCCUUUCGUGCGUAUACCAUCGAUGGGCACGAUCCAGCCGCGCAUGCGCAGGAGAGAUUGUGUGUAAAUUGUGCGCGAAUUUCGAUUAUUGUGCUCGACGCAGGAAUACGGUAUCGAUCAAUCGCGCGGCAAACAGGAAAGACCGAUCGAACGUGUGUUGUGAAAAUAGUGUUUUCGUGAGAAAAUUUACCAGUGUUCUGAGUGAUAAUCGUUUUUUAUCGUGUUCGUGUUUUACGUUCCGACGCGUAUCGUGUCGAGCAAUUUCGAAGGAGGGAAAGUAGAACCGGGGAUAAAUCCAGUUGAAAGAAACGUCGCAGGAGAGUAAUAUUACAAAUAAUCAUACUGCGAAUUGUGCCGGGGCGAAUGUAUGACGGAUCAUGGUUUCUGCGUCCGGCCCUACAGGGAUCCUAGCGGGACGCCCUUCUGGUUCUCAGUGCCCUCAGGGUUCGCUAUCGUCGCAAAAUGGAAGUGCUUCGAAAAUUCAUAAUGAUAAAAAUGCCAAGAGCGCUGAGAGCGCGAAGCAACGACACGAAUCGGAUCUUUAUAUCAGGCCUAGCUGGACUGAUGCAGCGAUAGCGUUAGAUCAACUUGAAAAGGGCAAAGCGGAAGGUCAGAGGUCUGCGGUGUGGAUCAGGGCAAGGCUGCAGGAUCAGCUGAGUCAGCUGGGCUACUUCCUGCAGAGGCACGCGGGCAAGGUCCUGUUCCUUGCGAUCGUUGCUUUAGCCACGUUCUGCGUUGCUCUCAAGUCCGCUCAAAUUCACAGCAAGGUCGAACAGCUUUGGGUUCAAGAGGGCGGAAGGCUGCAAAAAGAGCUAACCUACGCCUCGGAAGCACUGGGUGAAGCGGCCGCCUCGACGCACCAACUCGUCAUCCAAACGCCAAGGCAUUCCGGGGCGAAUAUUUUGCACCCUGCCGCACUCAAGGAACAUUUAGCGAUCCUGAAGGCGGCGACGCAGGUCACCGUACACCUGUUCGACAUCACGUGGAAGCUGAAAGACAUGUGUUACGCGCUGAACAUACCCAACUUCGACAUGCACUACAUCGACCAGAUAUUCGACAGUAUCAUACCGUGCGCCAUCAUUACUCCGCUUGACUGUUUCUGGGAAGGCAGUAAACUCUUGGGUCCAGAAUAUCCUGUCCACAUACCUGGAACGCAAACGAACAAGCCGGUUCAAUGGACAAAUCUAAACCCAUUCGGUAUGUUGGACGAGAUGAAGAAGCUCCGGUUCAUGUUUCCCUUUAAAAUUCUGGAAGACUACAUGAAGAGAGCCGGGAUAACGAACGGCUACCAAAGUAAACCUUGUCUGGACCCAACGGACCCGGAGUGCCCGGAAACAGCGCCCAACAAAAAAUCCCAACAGGUCCCGGACAUAGGAGCCGAAUUAACGGGUGGCUGUUACGGUUUCGCUGCGAAAUAUAUGCACUGGCCGGAGGAGUUGCUGGUUGGCGGUGCCAAGCACAAUAAGACUGGUCACUUGACCCGUGCAGCUGCACUGCAGACCGUUGUGCAGCUGAUGGGAGAACGAGAGCUUUACGAUUUCUUCGCCGGCACCUACAAGGUGCAUCACAUCGACUGGUCCCAGGAGAAGGCGGCCCAAGUGCUCGAAACUUGGCAGAGGGCAUUCAGUAAUCAGGUGAAAAAACAUCUGGACGCGAACGGGUCGGCCCCGUACAAUUUGUACGCGUUCAGCACAACCACCAUGAACGACAUACUCGGAAAGUACAGCGAGGUGUCCGUCAUGAAAAUCGCCAAUGGUUGCACGCUGAUGUUGCUGUACGCCGGCAUAGUGCUCCUUCGAUGGAAGGACCCUGUGCGAUCGCAAGCUGGCGUAGGAAUAGCAGGUGUGAUGCUGAUGUGCGCCACGGUGGCAGCAGGUUUGGGGUUCUGCGCACUCCUGGGGAUCCCAUUUAACGCAGCUACCACCCAGAUCGUCCCGUUUCUGGCCUUGGGUCUAGGUGUACACGACAUGUUCCUAUUGACGCACACGUACGCCGAAUUGUCGGUGAACGAGGUGCCCAGCGGAGAGCAAACUGGAGUUGUCCUGAAAAGGACAGGUCUCUCCGUCCUCCUGGCAGGCCUCAGCAACGUCUCAGCGUUCUUCGCGGCUGCGAUCAUCCCGAUUCCUGCGCUGCGAGUCUUUUGCCUGCAGGCUGGGAUACUGUUGCUGUUCAAUCUAGCCGCAAUGCUGCUCGUCUUCCCAGCGAUGGUUAGUUUGGACUUGAGGCGACGUCGUUCGGGUCGUUCGGACAUAUUCUGCUGCUGCCUUCCGUCCAACACUGGGAGGAACAGGUACGCCAAUCGGAUGAACAACGGCACCGCGAAGCAAACGGUGACCAGGGCGAUUCCUCCGGAACGGCGCGAGACGUGCACGCAGAUCCUGACGUCACAGAACGCGCAGAAUGAGUCCUGGGUCGGUGGGAACAUCGAGGUGGACCUGGACAGACAGUGCAGCGAGGAGGAUACUCUGACGGGUUGCAGCCAGGACGACUGUCUGAGCUUCUCUUUGACUCAGCUUGCUGCGAGGCAUUACGCUCCCUUCGUCACCAAACCGGCGACCAAGGUCUUCGGGAUGAUGAUCCUGAUCGCCGUUCUGUCUGGCAGUGUCUGGCAAGCUAUAAAAGUGAACGACGGCCUAGAGCUGACUGAUCUGGUUCCGCAGAACUCCAACGAACACGCUUUCCUGGCAGCCCAGGCGAAGCAUUUUGGGUUCUAUAACAUGUACGCCGUUACGGGCCGGGAUUUCGAGUAUCCUAACAAUCAGAAGUUACUGUACGAGUACCACGAUGCUUUCAUGAGGAUAAAGAACGUGAUCAAGAAUGACAACGGAGGUCUUCCGGAGUUCUGGCUGAGCUUGUUCAGGGACUGGCUGAAGGGUCUGCAGAGCGCAUUCGACAAGGACUACAAUAGUGGUUGUAUCACGCAGGAGAGGUGGUACAAGAACGCCAGCGACGAGGCGAUUCUGGCCUAUAAACUGCUGGUACAGACUGGUCACGUCGACAAUCCCAUCGACAAAUCGCUGGUCACCCAAGUCCGACUGGUGGAUUCCGAAGGCAUCAUCAAUCCGCGUGCCUUUUACAAUUAUCUGAGCGCAUGGGUGUCGAACGACGUCUUAGCUUACGGUGCCUCACAGGCUAAUCUGAGGCCGGAGCCGAGGCAGUGGAUCUACACCAACGAUCAUGAGCUGAAGAUUCCAAAGAGUAUGCCGUUGACAUAUGCGCAGAUGCCGUUUUAUCUGCACAAGUUGACGGACACGCAAGAGAUCACCGAGCUGAUAGGCAGCGUAAGAAAGCUGUGCAGGAAGUUCGAGGAACGUGGACUACCAAAUUUUCCCUCCGGCAUACCGUUCCUAUUUUGGGAACAGUACAUGGAUCUGAGGAGCUGCCUGGGUAUCGCUUUGCUGGCUGCUCUGGCAGCCAGUGUCGCAGUCGUCGGGAUAUUGCUGUUGAAUCUGUGGGCUGCACUGUUGGUCGGGACUUGUUUGGCCGGGGUCGUUCUGCAGCUUCUCGGAAUUAUGGGCCUAUGUGACAUCAAAUUAAGCGCCGUUCCGGCCGUGCUGUUGGUUGUCAGCGUCGGAAUCGCUGUACAUUUCACGGUGCAUAUUUGUCUGAGUUUCGUUACGAGUAUCGGGAGCAGGGAUCGAAGGAUUCGUUUGGCUUUGGAACACAUGUUCGCGCCCGUAAUUCAUGGGGCACUUACGACGCUUCUGGCAAUCGCAAUGCUAGCCUUCUCGGAGUUCGAUUUCAUCGUUAGAUAUUUUUUCCUGGUACUCCUGUGCCUGAUCGGAAUUGGUUUGGUGAACGGACUGUUCUUCUUCCCCAUUUUGUUAUCGUUGAUUGGACCAUCUCCAGAAGUGAUACCCAACGAGCAUCCGGAUCGUAUUUCAACGCCAACUCCUCCUGCCUCACCGAUUGUUAGAAGAUCGAAGCCACCUGCGCCUCCGAGGAGAUCGUACAAAAUUGAUAAUGCUAGGUUACACGCUGAACCCUCGCUAACCACGAUCACAGAGGAACCCAAUUCCUGGCAUAGUACACAAGAAUCUUGCAUUAUAGUUCAGCCAGAGUUGAAGGUCGAAACAACGUCCACGUGUGGCAAUCAGAACUGUAGCGGAUCAGAUACAAGUGGGUCUAGUCGAAUGUCACCAGUGACGUCAACAUCUCAUAUCACUACUAAGGUCACUGCGACGGCUAAUAUCAAGGUUGAAGUUCACACGCCGUUAACCAUAGGUACAGUGGAUCGUAGCGAGAAAUGCAGGCACACGGGUUCCACUAGCCGAAGGAGCUCGCGCUGCAGUGCGAACGUUAAUGCUGGGGAGUCUUCCGGUUCUAGUUCGGAACCGGAUUCAGACUCUAACCCAAAUAAACAUUAACAAUAAGUACCGGGACGACCGGCAGCUACUGCUCAAGUACCAUGCAAAGCGGGAACAUACAGAAGGCUGACUAGGAUAGAUUUAUAGUCUCUCUACUCCUCUUUCCUUUAGUUAUGUAUACAGCCAUGUGCGAGUACCUAAAUUUUAUAUACUAGUGACACUAUUCGAGAUACGUUUACGGAAAAUUUCUUGUAUAUAUGUAUUUAACCUUGCUUUCAAAUUACAGCUAUGACGGUGUUUCAGUUAGUGUUCUUUGAAAUAAUUUUUUGUUAAUUAAUAAUUGUUAAUUCAGUGAAAAUGCAAUAUCAAAAGAACGAAUUGUACUGACACAUAUGCUGAAGUAGGUUUAUUAUAAAACAGGCGGUAGCAGUUUAGUUCUGUAGAGUCUCGCUAUAUGGCCGUAAUUGGGGAUGAAACAGAAAUUACGGAAAUGACUAUAGAUGUAAUUCUUGCCAUACAGCGAUUGUUAAAAUCCUAUCUAAAUUUCAGAAUUCCUCAUUCGAAAUUUGAAAAUUUCAAAUUUAACAAUUUCUGAAUUACAA